Molecule: messenger RNA, 1350 nt
Organism: Solanum verrucosum
Lineage: Eukaryota; Viridiplantae; Streptophyta; Magnoliopsida; Solanales; Solanaceae
Exons: 2
Coding region: 1-1350 (449 amino acids)
Source: RefSeq, a predicted model, not a curated record
AUGAGAAUGUCAAUUGCCCGGGCUGCCAAGGUAGAUUCCCAAAUGGUCGUAGCAGGGCCUACUAUAUUUCUUAUAAAUCGCCAGUGUGCUGGAGCUCCCAAGACCUUGACUCUAGUGAACAAUGUCUUGUAUGAGCUCUUAUUUGAAUUCCCCUUUAAGCAUGAGAAUGCAGAGAUCAAGGGCAACAUUUGUUCCAAGAAAGUGGUGACCAAAGGCGGACUCUUUUGUAAUAUCGUCAUCUCUGGUCGAGGUUAUGCCUGCAAUAAACAAUGUGAUUAUUACCUUCAUGAGGUGUGUAGUAAAUUUCCAAGGGAAAUUCAGCAUGAUUUUCAUCCUGGCUCUGACCACAAUCUUAUUCUCCGGCCCUUUAAAGCCACAAACCGAGAACAGUUUUAUUGUGCUGCUUGUGGACAUGAUGAUUCUGUUUAUUCUCUGUUCCAGUCAUACUAUGGCUGCGAGUCGUGCAAUUUCAAUCUUCAUGUUGAAUGCGCUUCUAUACCCAUAACCUUGGACCAAAAAGUGAAAUAUCCGCUUCAUCUGUUCCUUUCUUUCCCAAUAACCAGUGAGACAGCUACUCUCUUCUGCUCAAUUUGUACUGAAGUUGUUCCCACUUCUGGAUGCUGGCUAUUUUACAACCAUGAGCAUGAUUACCUCUGUCAUGUCAAUUGUGCUGCUGUAUCAGAAUACGGAAUAGAGAAUCAUUCCAUGGGUAAACUAAAAAACCGGCUGCAAACUCUGGCAACAACAAAUCGCCCUCCCACAACACUUACAGGUCACCCUCCCACACAUUUCUCUCACCGCCAUGCUCUCAAGGAAUAUAACUCGGACAAGUCCCUGUCAUGCAACUUGUGCCGCUCUGAAUACUCGACAGGGUACUUUUGCAGUGAUUGCAAUUACUUUAUUGAUAAGACUUGCUUCUCGGUUCCAUCUAUGAUUCAACAUAUGUCUCAUCCCCAACACCCUCUCAAGUUAACUUGCUACUUGGAUUAUCAAAAUGAGAAUGUUAAUUGCCCGGGCUGCCAGGCUAAAUUCAAAAGUGGUCGUAGCAGGGCCUACUAUUGUACUCCAUGCAAAUUCAUUAUGAGUCGUCAGUGUGCUGGAGCUCCAAAGACCUUGACGCUGGCAGACAAUAUCUCAUACGAGCUCUUCUUUGAAUUCCCCUUUAAGCAUGAGAAUGCAGAGGUCAAGUGCAACAUUUGUUCCAAUAAAGUGGUGAUCAAAGAUGGCCUGUUGUACUAUAAUCUAGAGCGUGAUGAAACUUUGCAUGUUUCUUGUGCCCUCACAAAAGAAUCCAAAAAGAAAAUGACCAGUUCAAUUCCACGGUUAAAUGAAGUGAGGAUAACUGAGUAA